GAAACAAUGGAUCAGACGAUGAUCAUCGUGUCCGCGGUCGUGGCUUCUCUCGGCGUGCUGAGUGCCAUACUGGGGUUCUCAGCCGAGGGCACAAAGCUGACUCUUCGGGACUUGCUGGAGACUGAAGACGGUGUGUGCAUUUACCCAGAGAACUCAGCUCUGGGGCUCGGGAUCUGCGCGGCCAUCUUCCUGAUAAUCGCCCAGGCCACCAUCGCGACUGUUGGCGGGUGCUGCGGCUGCUGCAAGUCCCGCGCCAUCCCCUCAGAGUCCAAGCGGAUCAUCGGGGUUGUCUGCGCCGUCUUCUCAUGGAUCGCGGCGGUUGUCGCGUUCGCGCUGCUGGUGGAGGGCGCGGCCUGGAACGCGAACGUGGAACGGAACGCGUCGGCGUACGGGUUCUGCUACGUGCUCAAGGACGGCAUCUUCGCUGGAGCGGCUGUGCUUACGCUGGUCGCCACGGCGCUUGGGCUCACUUCCUACCUCCUGCUCCGCCGACAGCCUGACGCCGCCUCUGCCGCUGCGGCGGCCAAGACGGGCGUUGAGCAGCCGCCGGCCAGGAUCUCAAUGGGGCAGCCGCAGUUCCCCCACACGGCCGCACCUACAUCCAGCGAAGCGCCCACACGCAUUCCCCCUCCUCCUCCUACAGGCGGCUAUGGAGCGGAAGCACCUCACCAGCAGAUGCAGCAGUUCCCCUCUGCUCCUCCAGCUCAGGGCUACGAACCACCACACGUGCCGAACCAGCAGUACUACCCGCCUCCUCAAGGGCAUGAGCAGGUGUAG
Molecule: messenger RNA, 777 nt
Organism: Lolium rigidum
Lineage: Eukaryota; Viridiplantae; Streptophyta; Magnoliopsida; Poales; Poaceae
Exons: 3
Source: RefSeq, a predicted model, not a curated record